CGACAGUGUUGCCCUCUCGUCGCCAGAGGAAGAACCUCGGUGGGUGCAGUUGAUGUUAGCUGUUAGCGAACAACACGAACAAGACGUUGCCUUGCCAAAAGAACAAUCCCCGGCGCCGCUAAACGGGAUCGUGGAGUUUUAAUCGAGCCACUCCGACGACCGCUUCGCCAAGAUGAGCUUUCUAUUCAGUAGUCGCUCAUCCAAGACCUUCAAGCCCAAGAAGAACAUCCCAGAGGGCUCUCAUCAGUAUGAACUGUUGAAACAUGCUGAGGCCACGCUGGGCAGUGGGAACCUGAGGCAGGCGGUCAUGCUGCCGGAGGGAGAAGAUCUCAAUGAGUGGAUCGCAGUCAACACGGUGGAUUUCUUCAACCAGAUCAACAUGCUGUACGGCACCAUUACAGAGUUCUGUACUGAGGCCAGCUGCUCAGUCAUGUCUGCUGGCCCCAGAUAUGAGUACCACUGGGCUGAUGGCACCAACAUUAAAAAGCCUAUCAAAUGCUCCGCACCCAAGUACAUUGAUUAUCUGAUGACUUGGGUUCAAGAUCAGCUGGAUGAUGAGACACUUUUCCCCUCUAAGAUUGGGGUGCCGUUUCCCAAGAACUUCAUGUCUGUGGCCAAAACCAUCCUGAAGCGCCUUUUCAGGGUUUAUGCACACAUCUACCAUCAGCAUUUUGACUCUGUGAUGCAGCUGCAGGAAGAGGCUCACCUCAACACCUCCUUCAAGCACUUCAUUUUCUUUGUCCAGGAAUUCAACCUUAUCGACCGGCGAGAGCUCGCCCCCCUGCAGGAUUUGAUCGAGAAGCUCGGUUCCAAGGACAGAUAGACAUUAUAUGACACUCCUCUCCUGACUUUUAUGCUGUUACUUUUAUGCUUUUGAACAUUUUUUCUUUUUGCCACUCCCCCUUCUCUCGGCCUCUGCUACCUCUGUGACGUCAGGUCUCAACUCUGUGUGCCUUCUUGUCAUUCCUCUCAGCUGAACAUUUGGAUUGUACUAUUUCUUUUGAUCCAUUUGCUGUCUUUUACGUCUCCCCGACCCUUCUCCCCAUCUUUAUUUUGUCCUUUUGAAUAUGAAUUAACAUUAUGUAAUCAAUGUAUUAUUUGCUGGACUGAUUAAUAAGAUAAAAAGUGUUUUGUUUACUUUUUAAUUGGACCAAGAAAUUUUGAAAGUAGAAAUGAGCUGCAUGUUCUUUACAAGCUGGCUAACGUUGUUUUUUUUAUAUUCAAUGUCAUUCUGUUUUGACUGAACAAAUGUCAAAUUCUUACAUUUCAAUCACUUAUUGCUAUACAGUUUGUGUUAAGUGAAACAUUUUAAGAAGUAAAUGGGUGAAUCUAAUCACGUUACAUUUUUAGUGCAAAUUGAAGACGGUUCCUGUGCUUGAUGCCAUGUAAGCAAUACAAUGCAUUGACGAGUGAUUGCGAGAAGCCUUUUUCACUUGUAUGACUGCAUUUGUACAUUUGAUAAGGUUUGUUUCCCAUUAUUAUAGAAAGUAAAAUACAAGAAACAGAAUAGGGCUUCCAGUAAACAGCUGUAUAGUGAAAAUAUGAUCUAUAGACCGAAUGCAAAUUUGUAGGGAAAUUAGUUUUGUUGUUGUUAUUGGGUUAUUUCUUUUGUGCCGAUCAUUUGUGGAACUCUGGGUUGUCUUGCAUUUCCUCAAUGUUGGUACUUAUUUCCCCGAAAGUUAACAACUAUUGCCUCUUUGCGCCAAGAGGGCAGAAAUAUCGUAAAUAUAAUGGCUGUGAUCCUGUCUUGAACUCGGGCUACAGCAGCAGGGCUGUCUGUGUGUACUGCCAUCUUUUUACCAAACAAUUGCAGCUGGGAUUCUAAUGGGUGGGUUUUGGAUUUGGCAACGUUGACUGCAAAUGGACCUUAAUUUCUGAGAUAGACAUUUAAGAACAUCAGGAACCAGCAGCUGCCAUCUGGUGCAGUAACUAGUCAUAAUAUUUCAGUAAUUAUAAUGCUUAAAAGCCCUUUGAGUUUUAUUUAAUUACAGGAAACAUGUUGAAUCUUGUCCCAUAUGUAGCGAGCCACAUUUCAUAUUUUUGUACUGGUAGAAUUAGAGAAAGAACAAGGGCUUGCAAGGAAGUAGACUGUUUUAUUGAAUCCUUUGGUGGUCAUUUUGACUGGUAGGGGGUGCACAAAUGUACUGUGUCCAAACAUUUGUUGUAAAUAAGAUCAGCAUUUUUACCUGAUAAAACUGUGCCUUUACAUUAUUGAAAUGUCUUGAUAUGAUGGUAUUGGCAGAUUUGAAGCUCAAUAAAAACAAUAAAAGGACAA
This is a messenger RNA of Syngnathus typhle (broad-nosed pipefish), 2275 nucleotides long. Its product is annotated as MOB kinase activator 1A. Gene Ontology annotation, cellular component: nucleus; cytoplasm. Bases 173 to 823 code for a protein of 216 amino acids. The record is from RefSeq and is a predicted model, not a curated record. Lineage: Eukaryota; Metazoa; Chordata; Actinopteri; Syngnathiformes; Syngnathidae. Gene Ontology annotation, biological process: hippo signaling; positive regulation of protein phosphorylation. The transcript is spliced from 6 exons. Gene Ontology annotation, molecular function: protein kinase activator activity.